UGCAUAUUGAAAAUUGAUGAUGGAAACAAAAAAACAGACAGAGUAACUUUGGGUAUUCCUCCAAAGUUGUUGUCAAUGGGGAUUAUCUUAUUUCAUUUAGACAUUGAUCUAUUUGAGUAGAACCAACUAUUCUUUCUUUGACAAGAACUCAACACUGUUCAAGUUCAGAGAGACAGAUCAAGAUGAAGAUUGAAGUUGAAGUAAUCUCUCAAGAAACAAUAAAACCUUCAACUCCAACCCCUCACCAUCUCCGCCAUCACCAGCUCUCCUUUCUCGACCAGUUAGCUCCCCACGCCUACGUCCCUUUCCUCUACUUCUACUCCCUCCCCGAUACUCACAACAACCACACCCAAAUCUCCACCCACCUCAAGAAAUCUCUCUCCAAAAUCCUAACCCAGUACUACCCAAUAGCCGGCCGAGUCAAAUUCAACCUCUUUGUGGAUUGCAACGACCAUGGAAUCCCCUUCUACGAAGCUCGAGUCAAAUCCCACUCACUCUCUGAUGUCAUCACCAAUCCCUCCCUCCCCGAAUUGAACAAGUUGUUACCUUUCGAGCUCGACGUGGUCACAGACAUAGCUCUCGGAGUUCAACUGAAUCUGUUUCCGUGCGGAGGAAUUGCCAUUGGGUUGUGCGCUUCGCAUCGAAUUGCAGAUGCGUUGUCAUUUUUCACGUUUGUCAAGAACUGGGCAUCAACUUCUUGUGGAAAUGAGUGUGUGAAUCCGGAUUUUUCUGCAGCUUCGAUCUUCCCUCCAAAGAAUAUGGAUGGGUAUGACGGCGUUCCUCUCCCGAAAAGGAAAGAUAUUGUGACCAAGAGGUUUGUGUUUGAUGGGUCGAAGAUCGAAGCUUUACGAGCAACGUAUGCAGAGAGCAUCAGACUGAAGACCAAGAAACGCCCGUCUCGGGUUGAGGCAUUGUCUGCCUUCUCGUGGAACAGGUUUAUGGCCGAGGUUGCAAAAGAAGAAGAAUCAAGUUCAAGAAGGUUGUACACGGUUGUGUAUAUUAUGGAUCUCCGUUCGAGGUUUGACUCACCUCUGCCGCAGAAUAGUUUUGGGAACUAUUACCGGGCAGCCACUGCAACUCCAACAUUGGUUGAUGGGGAGGAGAGAGGUGGCCUUGUGAGGCAGGUGAUUGAGGAAAUAGAGAAGAUUGAUAGUAAGUAUAUGAGGAAAUUUCAAGAUGGCUAUAAGGAACAUUUGGAUUUCAUGAGGAGAAGGAUGGAAAGGGCUGCAAAAGGAGAGCUUGUUACAGUGACGUUUUCAAGUCUGUGCAGGUUUCCAUUGUAUGAGGCUGAUUUUGGUUGGGGGAAGCCAGCGUGGGUGAGCAUGGCUUCCAUGAGAAUCAACAACCAAAUAGUUUUUAUGGACACCAAAUUGGGUGAUGGAAUAGAGUCGUAUUUUAGCUUCAAGGAGGAAGACAUGGCCAAGUUUGAACUUGACUCAGAGUUCCUCGGGUUGAUUUCUCCAAUUGGUAAUGUCAAGAAAAAUCCAUUUGCACGUCUUUAAAUAUAAGUUGAAUCAUCCAUCAAUAAUAUUUCUAGUGUAGCAAUGUGAUCACAUUAUGCAUUACUCUUGCCUUAUAUAAAUAAUUUAGAUGUAUAAAAUGUUACAAUAUAUCUGUGGCUUAAUAAGAUGUAAUGCUUGGAUUCAAAGAUGCAUAUGCUGGCAGCUCUUGAUCACACUCGAAUAGUGUCAUGUCUUCUUCGCUCAAGCUUACUCAGGACUCCAUUCCAUCACGGCCUUUUAUAUCCAUCAGAUAUACCAUAUUCUUGGCUGUUGGAAUAGCUGAGCUCACCCAAAUUGGUUUUCCACACCCAAAGUCUGCACCCUCGUAUAGUGGAAACCUAAACCAACUUGUGCACACAUAGAAGUCCAUGCCAUCACUGGUUAGCAUUCUUAUAGCCUCGUUCUGAGGCUCACUUAUUACUGAAAUAUCCUCACUCAGUGGUAGUCUUUUUGCUUUCUUGCAAAAUUCUUCACUGCCUUCCCUUAAUUGAGUUAAUUCAGUAACCAAGCCAUGUAACUCUGCCUAUGUGUCUUCUGCCCUCGCAAUAAAGACCCAACAAACUUCCCAACAGAGUUAUUUGGUAGGGGAGGGACUAUUCUGUUUUGAAUGUUCACAUUUUGGUACAGGGACGAUAGCCUAGAUGAGGAUCCGAAAUUUGUCCUUGAAGCCUUCAUUGCACAUUUCCAGAUGAGUGCUGCUACCCUCUCCAUCUUUGUCGGUUGUUUGACACUCACAGAAGGUGCUUUGGCCCUAAGAACAACAAUCUUUGAGCCAUUGAAUACAAACCUCUUUGUUGCAGAUUUGUGUUCUCUGAUCUUAAGAUUUUCAAGAUCUGAUGGAGUCAUCGAGAUAUCUCUUGGUGGGGUUAUUAACAUGGCAUUGAAUAUAGGAUCCACUUUCUGGCCAAUCCCAGAAGCAUUAUUGGCCCAACUUCUGAUGAAUGUGCUCAAUGUGGCUGCAUCAGCUAUCUUGUGAGAAAGACAUAAGCCAAGGCAUAAGCCAAGGCCAAUUGCACCACACUUAAAAGUAGUUGGCUUGAACAUGCAGCACACAUCCCCUGCCUUCUAGAAAGACUUCACAAUUGAUAAGCAGCAACUGUUUUAGUACCUCGUGGUCUGUUGCUUUGAGAAUGUCUGCAAGAAGGCAGCUGACUUGAGCUUCAGUGAACCCCGCUCCAUCAUCAUUGCAGUCAAUGGAGGAAUUGUCUUUGAUUCUUCCAGCAAAUGGGUAGAAGCAAGUCAGAGUUUAAGAUAGCGAUUUCUUUAGCUGCAAGGUUCUUCCAGCUGCAGCAGUACGAUCACUUGUGGUAUAGAAGAGCAGCAACGGAAUGCAAGUAGCAGGAACCAGUUGGUCCAAAAGGGAAAGAUUGAAGGUUUUCAACUGGAUGGGAGUUAAAGAAGAAGGUUUGCUGUUUUUUUUUUUUUUUUUUUAGCAAUAAUACCAAUCUCUAUAGUUGUCAUUUUCUUCUUCUUGCUCCAAGUGUUGAUAGGUUUCAACUCACUUUGGAAAGUUGUUUAGUCUCUACAUGUUUAUAAGCACAAGCACAACAAUCUAACUACUCACAUGCAAAUGCUGUGAAUGGGAGUUUGUUGAAUGAAAUUACGUACUGAAAAAUCUUUCAGUUUUUCCUUGAA
Rosa chinensis is the source of this 3137-nucleotide messenger RNA. RefSeq names its product stemmadenine O-acetyltransferase. The record is from RefSeq and is a predicted model, not a curated record. Bases 183 to 1502 code for a protein of 439 amino acids. NCBI's taxonomy places the organism in Eukaryota, Viridiplantae, Streptophyta, Magnoliopsida, Rosales, Rosaceae. The transcript has a single exon.